Messenger RNA from Lingula anatina, 456 nucleotides. RefSeq lists its product as uncharacterized. The record is from RefSeq and is a predicted model, not a curated record. Lineage: Eukaryota; Metazoa; Brachiopoda; Lingulata; Lingulida; Lingulidae.
AUGAGAGAGGCUUAUGACAUCACGACGUUAGCUACUUUGUACAUAACAACACAUUUUUGGUACUUCCAGACAACAGGAGGAUGUGAGGCACUAAUGAUGCUUGGUACAACAACAGUCCUUCUGUAUGUUAUCACAAACUACCUAAAAUCAGGAAUAUCCAAAGCUCAAAAUUUAUCCCUUCAUAAAUGGAUUUAUUUGUCAGCACACGCGAAGGGCGAAGAGGAAAUUAUGCUUUUCCAAGUUGCAGAAACUGGAGUGAAAGACACACCAUGCGUAGCAGAGCAACAGAAAAUACACGAGAGCAAUGGAGGCGGAGACGAGACGUAUGUGGCAAUGCUAGGUAACGAUUUCCCUCCUGGUCCCACCAAAAGCAAUCAAAGAAAGCGAAGACGUGCCCGUAUGAAAGCCAUAGAGAAGGACAUUCUGGAAGCUGCUGAGGGAUGGAUUGCUUGUUAG